Molecule: messenger RNA, 921 nt
Organism: Tupaia belangeri chinensis (Chinese tree shrew)
Lineage: Eukaryota; Metazoa; Chordata; Mammalia; Scandentia; Tupaiidae
Gene: PPIB
Product: peptidylprolyl isomerase B
Exons: 5
Coding region: 56-706 (216 amino acids)
Biological process (GO): protein peptidyl-prolyl isomerization; protein folding
Cellular component (GO): intracellular membrane-bounded organelle; cytoplasm
Molecular function (GO): peptidyl-prolyl cis-trans isomerase activity; cyclosporin A binding
Source: RefSeq, a predicted model, not a curated record
CCCCCGCCUUUUUCCGGCCCUCCGCUACCCGGGCCUCGCUCGCUGCUGCCCGUGGAUGCUGCGCCUGUCGGAGCGGAACAUGAAGGUGCUCUUCGUCGUCGCCCUCGUCGUGGGCUCCGUCUUCUUCCUGUUGCUGCCGCCACCGUCCGCGGCCGACGAGAAGAAGAAGGGGCCCAAAGUCACCGUCAAGGUGUUCUUCAACCUCCGAAUUGGAGAUGAAGACGUAGGCCAGGUGGUCUUUGGUCUCUUUGGAAAGACUGUUCCAAAGACAGUGGACAAUUUCGUGGCCUUAGCUACAGGAGAGAAAGGAUUUGGGUACAAAGGCAGCAAAUUCCAUCGUGUGAUCAAGGACUUCAUGAUCCAAGGCGGAGACUUUACCCGGGGAGAUGGCACUGGAGGAAAGAGCAUCUAUGGCGAGCGCUUCCCCGAUGAGAACUUCAAGCUGAAGCACUACGGGCCCGGUUGGGUGAGCAUGGCCAACGCGGGCAAGGACACCAACGGCUCCCAGUUCUUCAUCACAACCGUCAAGACAGCCUGGCUAGACGGCAAGCACGUGGUGUUCGGCAAGGUCCUAGAGGGCAUGGACGUGGUGCGGAAGGUGGAGAACACCAAGACAGACGGACGGGACAAGCCCCUGAAGGACGUGAUCAUUGCAGACUGCGGCAAGAUCGAGGUGGAGAAGCCCUUUGCCAUUGCCAAGGAGUAGCCCAGGGACCUCUUCCCUCAAGUGACCGUCCAUGCAGGCCCGUCGCCCUCAUGGGGGUGAAGACAGCCCGCCACAGGGCUCUGUGCUGCACUGGCCCUGGUGCUGGCAUCUGGCGGAGCGGACCCAUUCCCCCACAUUCCACAGGCCCAGGGCCCGGUUUUGUAACAAACUCCUACCAAUGCUGACCAAUAAAACAGAAGUGGGUUUUUUUUAUA